Rhinocladiella mackenziei CBS 650.93 is the source of this 1677-nucleotide messenger RNA. RefSeq lists its product as uncharacterized. NCBI's taxonomy places the organism in Eukaryota, Fungi, Ascomycota, Eurotiomycetes, Chaetothyriales, Herpotrichiellaceae. The record is from RefSeq and is a predicted model, not a curated record. The transcript has a single exon. The coding region runs from base 1 to 1677 and encodes 558 amino acids.
AUGGUUGGCAGGCCAUUCCCCCUCAUUCAGCCCAAGGCCGUGCCUGAGGGAACAUCCGAUUUCGAAGCAAAGCGAACGGCUCUGAUUCGAGCCUUCAACGAAAAGAUUCCCCUCGCGUACUACAUCCCUCAAGAAGUGGUGGACAAUCCGCCCACAGAUGUCUCAGGCAUCCCUAGCACCUGUGGUAUCCUGACUCCCGAAGAGAUCGAAAUCACAGAGAGCUAUGACGCUACAGGUCUCGCUGAAUCGAUUGCCACUCGCAAGUAUACGGCGGUGGCUGUGGCUACGGCGUUCUCUAAACGCGCCAUCAUCUGCCAUCAACUCACCUGCUGCUUGACUCAGUGGUUCAUGGACGAAGCCAUCGAGCAAGCUAAGCAGCUCGACGAGUAUCUGGAAAAGAACGGCAAGACCGUCGGCCCCCUGCAUGGCGUCCCCGUCAGCAUCAAAGAACACGUGCCCGUUGCCGGGACUUUCUCAUCCAUGGGUUGCUUCGGCAGUAUUGUCAAGAAUGACAAGGACAGCCAGAUGGUCGAGAUCCUGCGCAGCCUUGGGGCCGUGUUCUACUGCAAGACUAACCAGCCACAAACUCUGAUGCACCUGGAGAGCGACUCACACUGGGGACGAGUGUUGAAUCCUUUCAACAUCCAUCUUUCCGCGGGCGGCUCAACAGGAGGCGAAGCAGCCCUGAUCGCCAUGAAAGGGUCGGUCAUGGGAGUUGGCACUGACAUCGGUGGAAGCGUUCGGGGGCCGUCGGCAUUCUGUGGCAUCUACGGCUUCAAGCCAACCUCGUACACCUUGCCCAUGAAAGGUUUCCUUGCAAGCGCGUUUCCGGCAGAACUCAACGUCUUGUGCUCAACUGGACCGAUGUGUCGGAGCUUGAGGGACAUGGAUCUGUUCACAAGCGGCAUCCUUUCAGCCAAGCCCUACCUCGUGGAUCCCAGGAUCAUCCCAAUUCCCUGGACGGGCCUGAAGACGUCCGUCAACAAGCGUCUCAAAGUCGGCGUGAUUAGUAACGAUGGUUUUAUCGACCCUCAGCCACCGGUCAAACGGGCAAUUUCCUGGGCAAGAGAACAGCUCUCCGAUCCCAAGUAUGCGGAGAUGGUGGAAGUUAAAGAAUUCAAACCUUACGCUGCCGCCGAAGCCUGGUCCAAGAUCCGGAGAAUGUACUGGCCAGAUGGAGGCAAGGGCACCAAAGACGCCAUCACCGCCACCGGAGAGCCACUUCAUCCUUUGAGCGAGUGGAUCUGGAAAGAUGCAGAACCCCUUGGGAUGCAGACCGCGACCGCCGUGAGCAAUAUGCGCGCUGAAAGAGAUGAAUACCGCUGCGCCUUUGCCGCGAGUUGGGAGGCCCAGGACGUGGAUGUGGUCAUUGGUCCCGCGUUUGUCGGCCCGGCUUCGGCUCACGACACGGCCUACUACUGGACGUACACCUCGCUGUACAACUUCGUCGACUAUCCAGGCGUUGUCAUUCCUACCCCGAUCAAGGCUAAGGCCGGGGAGGAGUAUGCUUCAGAUUAUGUUCCGCUAAGUGAAGCAUGUCAACAUGUCAAGCAGCUCUGGGGAGAAUCGAACUUCGAAGGGGCUCCUAUUGACCUUCAGGUGAAUGCCAGGAAGUAUCAUGACAAUGAAUUGUUUGGUGCACUGGCGGUAUUGAAGGAUGCUUUGUCUUUGCCAUGA